This is a messenger RNA of Amorphotheca resinae ATCC 22711, 1305 nucleotides long. RefSeq lists its product as hypothetical. Gene Ontology annotation, molecular function: zinc ion binding; glutaminyl-peptide cyclotransferase activity. The transcript is spliced from 2 exons. Lineage: Eukaryota; Fungi; Ascomycota; Leotiomycetes; Helotiales; Amorphothecaceae. The coding region runs from base 157 to 1305 and encodes 382 amino acids. The record is from RefSeq and is a predicted model, not a curated record.
GCCAGGAGCCGCGCCGUAUCAAAGACGACACCUGGGCAACUGGAGUUACGUGCUCCUCCGACUGUACUCCCACGACUGUCCUCCAAUUGCUCGAAUCGGUUACCAUGAUCCUGCGGAAAUCGAUGUAACAGGAUACUAGGCACUUUGCCUUCUACAAUGGCACUACGUAUCUUGCGAGCGGCGCUCCUGCUCCUUCAUGUCCUCAAUGUCACGGCUUACACCCCUCUGUCGGACGAUACGCUCAAAAGUCUCCCAGCGGCCGGUGACGACUUCGAUAUUAAGAGCGGGUCAAUACUUGCACCAAUUCUCGUCCCAAGAGUCCCUGGAACGCCGGGUUCUUUAGCUGUCCAACGGCAUUUCGUAGACUGGUUCUCAACUCACCUCCCCGAGUGGACAAUAGAAUUCCAGAACUCGACCUCGACGACCCCUGCGACGGGGGAUAAACAUGUGCCAUUUUCGAACAUUAUAAUCACACGCGACCCGCCGUGGACGAGACCGGGAGAUGUGGGACGAUUGGCCUUGGUCGCGCAUUAUGACAGCAAGCUCACCCCGCCUGGGUUCAUUGGCGCAACGGAUAGCGCAGCACCAUGUGCGAUGAUAAUGCAUGCGGCGCGGAGUAUAGAUGAGGCAUUGACACAGAAGUGGGCUGCUAUGGAAGCUACCGGGACUGCUGGUGGUGGCCUGGAAGAGGAGAAGGGAGUUCAGAUUCUACUCCUUGACGGAGAAGAAGCAUUCGUUCAAUGGACAAGUACCGACUCACUCUAUGGAGCUAGAUCACUAGCAGAAGAAUGGGAAACAACCAUGCACCCUGCCCUCUCCACCUACAAGACCUUGCUCAACUCUAUUUCCCUCUUCCUCCUCCUUGAUCUCCUGGGCUCUGCGAACCCCAAGAUCCCCUCCUACUUUGAAACUACCCACUGGGCAUAUCGAGGACUAGCGGACAUUGAAUCGCGCCUCCGAUCGCUCAACCUCCUACAAACCCAACCCCGCACGCCUUUUCUCCCGGAAAAAGAAAAACUAGCCAACACUUUCAACAAAUUCGGUAGUAUCCAAGAUGAUCAUAUACCAUUUAUGGCGCGUGGAGUGGAGGUCUUACAUAUUAUACCUACGCCUUUCCCGAAAGUUUGGCAUACGAUGGACGAUGACGGGGAACAUUUGGAUCCCCCGACGGUUGAGGAUUGGGCGAAGAUAAUCACAGCUUUUGUUGGAGAAUGGAUGGAUUUGGAAGGUUACUUCCCGCCGAAGGCACAGGCUGAAGCGAAUGUUAAGCACAAGAGGACUAUCUCCAGUAAGACUGAGCUGUGA